Rhododendron vialii is the source of this 1282-nucleotide messenger RNA. Its product is annotated as F-box protein At4g18380-like. Bases 165 to 1034 code for a protein of 289 amino acids. NCBI's taxonomy places the organism in Eukaryota, Viridiplantae, Streptophyta, Magnoliopsida, Ericales, Ericaceae. The record is from RefSeq and is a predicted model, not a curated record. Gene Ontology annotation, molecular function: protein binding. The transcript has 2 exons.
GCACCCAAAAAUCCUACGAGGAGAAAAAGCCAAUUAGCCCUAGGGUUUUCCUCUUAAACCAAAAAUUCUCCCUAGGGUUUCCGACUUGAUAACAGAGCCAGCCAGGGAGACACGGCCAUUCCAGUUGGUAGAGAAAAACUAGAGAGAGAGAGAGAGAUGAACCAAUGAACCAGUUCCAGCGUUUGCCGAAUGACGUCGUGGUCAUCAUCUUCGACAAGGUGUCCGACAUAAAAUGGCUGUGCAGAUGCUUCGUGGUCUCCAAGCGAUUCUCUUCCCUCGUCCCUCGCGUCCGAACACUCUCCAUCCAAACCAAUGCCUGGGAUUACCUUUCCAUUCCCCGUUCGGACUUCGAAAAGCUCGCUGUCCUGCCUUCUUUGAAUGAUUCUGGCUUCGAGUUCUUGGCGAAGCUGACACAGGUUCGAUCACUGAAUCUCGACCUUGUCUCCGAUUUCAUCGCUAACAACGAUUCUGUUUUCAAAUGGGGUGCCAAACUCACCUCAAAUCUCGACAGCAUCACGUUUCUCUACGCAGCAUCUCUCACUAAAAUGAUGGAUUCAGAAGAAGAAGAAACUGAGAUAACUCAGGAAGAGCUGGUUCCCCCACUAUCUCUAGCCAUUGAGUGCCUAGGAGAGGCAAUCUUGUGGUUAGGAAUCUUGUCUCUUGAUAUCCCGAAACACCCAAUGCUUCAGAGCAUUACCAUCACCGAUUCGAUGAACAAAGGGGUGAGGCUCUGUUUGGGUGGUGAAAAGCUUGUGGAGUGCAAAAACGCUUUCAGGAUUGCCGUUGAGCGCCUAAAAGAGGCAGCAUCACGGACGCGGACUGGGUAUGCGCCUGUUUUACGGCUCCCUAUGUCUGGGUAUGUGAUGAAACGGGUGACCAUUGUCCAGUUCAAACUGUACAAUGGUGAUGAUUCUGAAGCCAAUUUGGCCAUGGUGGAUGCGUUUGCGGAAGAACAAGGUGUUUUUUCUGAAGCCAUGGUUCAGAUUCUGAAAAACCACAAGGACAGUAUCAAAAUUUUCCAGAACUUAAAUUGAUGUUAUAUCUGAAAUAUGCCUUUAGUUGCUGUUGUUGUUACUACUUUAAUUUCACUUACCAACUAAGUAGCUUGGCCUGCAAUGCUGUCAGUUCAAUAUAACCGUAAUAGGAGUUUAGUGAUGAAACUAUAUGAACAUGAAUUGUUCUAAAUGUGUCUCCAUUGUUGGAAGAAUCUUUGAAGGAUUAUGCUUUGAUUUAAAGGUUUUUUGAAAUCUUGAAUAUUAAUGGAGGCACCAUCUUGUAUGAU